AUGGAUCCAGAGGAAUUCAAACCAAUUAACCCUAAACCCUUUUUACAUCAAUUGAUAGACAAAGAUGUGCUGGUGACACUCAAAUUCAAUAAAAUACAAUAUAAAGGAAGACUUGUAUCGGUAGAUACAUAUUUCAAUCUACAACUAACAGAUGCGGAAGAGAUCAUAAAUGAUGUCUCAAGUGGGAAAGUUGGGGACAUUUUCAUCAGAUGUAAUAACGUGCUAUACGUAGGAGAGGAUGUGAACAAGCAAAGUGAUCAACCCCCUACGCCGACUGGAACAACAGAGAAAUCUGACGAUAAAGAGGAAAAUGGAGAACUCGCAGAAGAAGCGAAUUAA
Kluyveromyces lactis is the source of this 339-nucleotide messenger RNA. RefSeq names its product mRNA splicing protein SMX3 (gene SMX3). The coding region runs from base 1 to 339 and encodes 112 amino acids. Gene Ontology annotation, cellular component: U1 snRNP; catalytic step 2 spliceosome. Gene Ontology annotation, molecular function: RNA binding. Gene Ontology annotation, biological process: mRNA splicing, via spliceosome; spliceosomal snRNP assembly. The transcript has 2 exons. NCBI's taxonomy places the organism in Eukaryota, Fungi, Ascomycota, Saccharomycetes, Saccharomycetales, Saccharomycetaceae. The record is from RefSeq and is a predicted model, not a curated record.